CGGAGCGAAACUUAGAAAAUGAAAGAAAAAGAAAAUCAAACGUCGCGAAAAGAACACCCGCGAUCUUCUUCAGAUCUCGCCAAUCGACGAUCAAAGGAUUCUCCGGCAAAAAAAACAUCAAAGAAGACUGCUCAGAAGAGUUUAGCCGAAGCGUUCGCUUCACCCGUUAAAGAUGUUUUGCCUGAAAUUUCUGAAGAAUCCUUUGAUUUCUCUUCGAUUUCUGCGAUUUCAGAUUCUAAGUACAACGGUGAAUCCGCUGAGAGCUUUGUUAUGGCUUCGUAUCCAUCACUUUCAACGUCAACAGAAAACUUCACACCAUCUGAACUCACUCCUUGUUCAAAGGUAAGCACUGUCAACAGAGAUGAACAAAUUGACUUUUCAAAGACUGCAUCGGCGGAAGUAGAGAUAGUAGUGAAUCUUAUAAAGCAAGCUCGACUACAAGCAUUGAAUUCUGUUGACAUGGAGAACAGACCGAAGAAGGUUCUGGAUGAAUUGAUCAAGUUUAUUAUCAAUGAGUUUUACUCUCUCCCUCUAGAGAGGGAUAAGAUACCUCAACUUGUUUCUAGAAAUGCUUAUGUCGGAUUUCUCUGCUUCCUGCUCUGGAUUGUUGCGGUCUUGCUGUUUUCCUUCUAUUUGUUCUACUAUUCAAGACUCGCUUGCUCUUUCACUGGACUUCCGCCAACUUGAAGGUUGGAUUUCAACUGGUCUUCUCACCUCAUCUGAUAUCUGCUGGACUCUCCUCAACUCGUACACAUUCUUUACUCUUCAAAUUGUGUUUACUUGCGACAGCUUUUGAAAUUUGCGUCACUCCCAAUGUUAGCAAUAAUUAGGGUUCACUGCCGAUUCAUGGUUGAAUCCAAAGCUAGUUUUAAAUAAUCUUGAAUCACUCCUCACCAUUCAAUGCAGCCAAGUACCUCACUUUCUGAUGCC
Messenger RNA from Theobroma umbraticum, 930 nucleotides. RefSeq lists its product as uncharacterized. Lineage: Eukaryota; Viridiplantae; Streptophyta; Magnoliopsida; Malvales; Malvaceae. The record is from RefSeq and is a predicted model, not a curated record.